AUGUUGAAUACGCGAGAGCAUGAAGGCCGGUUCAGCCGACUAAUUAAUCGUCGAAAGCCCCUCCAGUUAUUCAGUUUCCUUAAAUCCAAAGCUCAACAGCUCAGACAUUGGCGCGCAAAGCCCUUGGGAACAUCCCCCAUAUCUUCUCAGGAUUUCGCGGGUAACGGCCUGACGGUCGAGCAAAAUAUCAACUGGACUCGUAACACGAAGCACGACUUCACUUCUCUGAACGACGAUGAGGCGCACAAUAAACAACAAGGUAACGGCAGGCUAUUGAAGCCAACGGCUAGCCACCAGUAUUCUAUGAAGAACGUCUACGAGCUCAUCAAGUUGGCUGGAUUGAAACCGGUUUCCAUCCAAGGUUGCAUCGGCACUACAUCUCCUAAAGAUGCCUACUUCUUGGACUUCGAGCUUGUUUUCGGGCCUGGCUUUCCAAGAGACAAGAUAUACUGCUACAGAGCUAGGGCCCCUAUCCAAGGCAACGCUUCGAGAGGCCCAGACAAUGGAUUCAGACGUGACCCUACUCGGCAAGUGGGCAGCCUGUGGUCUCAAGAAGAAGAGCCUCUGAAACGGAAACCGCGGCAUCUUGCUUGUCCAUUUCUUCUACAGGACCCUAUAACCUACGAAAGCCGUCAAGGAUGUCGCGGUGCCGCAUUCCCCGAUCCAUCAAGACUCAAGUACGCAGUCACCGCAUAA
Molecule: messenger RNA, 696 nt
Organism: Colletotrichum siamense
Lineage: Eukaryota; Fungi; Ascomycota; Sordariomycetes; Glomerellales; Glomerellaceae
Exons: 1
Coding region: 1-696 (231 amino acids)
Source: RefSeq, a predicted model, not a curated record